GAGACGCGAAUACCGGAAAUGCGGAACUCGGGGAGGGCGCACGCAAGGGCUGUGGGCCAGCAGCCGGGCGUCACAGGUCCUGACAGGGAAGAAGUUGGCAGGUCCUGACUGGGGAGAGCCGUGGCGGAGGCACCUCCGCGUCCAGGUAGCUCUGGUGAUGGAGUCUCGGGUCGCGGCCGCUGAGGCUGCGGGGACUGAAGCAGACGCGGGCGAGGGUCCCGCGAUUGGAGGUGCCAGGCAGGGGUCGGUGGUCUCGGUGCCCAAGGGGGCCGCCCGGUGGAAGCUCCUGCGCCAGGUUCUGAAGCAGAAACAGCUGGAUGACUGUCUGAAACAUAUAUCUGUGAGAAGAUUUGAAUCGUUUAAUCUAUUCUCAGUCACAGAAGCCCAAAAAAGGGAAACUGAGGAAGAGGCUGGUGUGUGGAUCCAGUACACAAGCAUCCUUUAUCCUGAAUACAGUAUCUCCUUAAGAUAUAAUAGUGGAUCCUUGAAUGUAGAAGACGUUCUUACCAGCUUUGACAAUACAGGAAAUGUUUGCAUCUGGCCAUCUGAGGAGGUUUUAGCUUACUACUGCCUCAAGCACAGUAAUAUAUUCAGGGACCUUGCUGUGUGUGAGCUCGGGGGUGGCAUGACAUGCUUGGCUGGGCUCAUGGUUGCUAUUUCUGCAGAUGUCAAAGAAGUUCUGUUAACUGAUGGGAAUGAAAAGGCCAUCAGAAAUGUGGACAGCAUCAUCGCAAGCAAUCAGAAGACGGGCGUGUUUAAGGCUCAGAAAAUAUCAAGCUGCGUUUUGCGAUGGGAUAAUGAGACAGAUGUCUCUCAACUGGAAGGACAUUUUGACAUUGUUAUGUGCGCUGACUGCCUGUUUCUGGACCAGUACAGAGUCAGCCUUGUUGAUGCAAUAAAGAGAUUACUCCAGCCCACAGGGAAAGCAAUGGUAUUUGCCCCACGCCGAGGGAAUACAUUCAACCAGUUUUGCAAUCUAGCUGAAAAAGCCGGUUUCUCUCUCCAAAGACAUGAAAAUUAUGAUGAACACAUUUCAAACUUCCACUCCAAGGAGGCUGAGGACCUGGGCCAAGCUGGGAAAUUAAAGAUUAAGUUCAUUAAGUCAACAGACCCCCAAAGGAGUGCCAGGACUUCCUGCGGGGAACCAGGUGGAAAAGAGCGCAAAGCCGGCCCCAGAAAGCAAAGAGCCAGUCCUGGGGGCCGGGCGCAGACCCGUCUUCCCUUACAAGAGCCUUGUCCCUACACCUGAGUUCCUUUUCACGCUCAUCUUAGAGGACCAGCCCAGUUCCGGCCAGGUAGAAGGGACGAUGUUCUCCCACCCGAGGUGCCUCUAGAUCUUUCUGGACGCUGAUAGGAAACAUUUCUGCAGAAACCCUGGGGCUACCCUUUAGAAGACGGCGGAGCUGGCUUCUCAGUCGACCCUGUGUCUGAAUCUCCAAUCAAGGAGCUGCUCAAAUGCAUUUCCCCCAAGGACACUGCCCUCCCCAGAAAUUGCCCUUCUAGAAGACCUAGGCUGCUUAUCUUUCAGUGUUUUUUUUUUUUUUUCCUGAGAAAAACAAACUAAAUGUACACCCCCAUCCGACAUACAGAUCUCCCCGCUGUGGGUCCUUAUUGUAAACUGUAAUUGUCUUUGUUGCGAAAAGAGCUCCUCCUGUGUCCUCCCUAGCUUGGAGAUCUAUCUCUAAGUCCUGAAAACUUGAAGAAGGAGAAGAAGAAAAGACAGUAUGGUGGAAUUCUGGGGUGCAUGGGAGAAUUCUAGGGUGCGUGGGGGGAAUUCUGGGGCACAUGAGGGUCACCUUUACAAUCUCUCUGAAGGCAGGAGGUGAAUUGUAAUGCCCAAAUUGUGACCCAAUGGCUAAGAAUGUAUCUAGGCGGUGUUCAAGAACAUGACUUCAGUGUCAGCAGCCCCCACAUGUCCUAUGACCCAGGCAAAAGCAUUCCCUUUGGUUGAAUUUGUAGUUAUUUCUGAUGUAUCCAUUUUAUGGGAGAAUUUUUUUCUCCCCCUCCCCCCCCAUUUCUACCGAGGAAGUGAGAAACUCAGCUAAGCCUUGGAGAUGCCUUAUUUAAUAGCAGAUGUCCUGAGGGUGGGGAAGCUUUUUUUAUUUAUAGGCUAGUGUCGUGUAUUACACAAAAACUCACCUACCUUUCUGUCCCCUCCUGCCCUCCCUCUAGCUCUGUUGAGAAAAAAAAAAUAAACAUGAUAUAAUGACUUGGAG
Molecule: messenger RNA, 2216 nt
Organism: Onychomys torridus (southern grasshopper mouse)
Lineage: Eukaryota; Metazoa; Chordata; Mammalia; Rodentia; Cricetidae
Gene: Camkmt
Product: calmodulin-lysine N-methyltransferase
Exons: 12
Coding region: 158-1249 (363 amino acids)
Cellular component (GO): cytoplasm
Molecular function (GO): calmodulin-lysine N-methyltransferase activity
Source: RefSeq, a predicted model, not a curated record